AUGAAAACAAUUGAUUUUUCUGUUUAUUAUUGGGGAGGAGAAGAGGCAAAGGCUCGUGAGGAGGAACAAAAUCGUAUCAAGAGAGUUUAUGACUAUGGAGCGAAAUUGCUAAAUUUGAUUAAAAACAGCCUACCAGAGAUUCCGAACGACAAAAUAGAAAACGAGGAAACUCAACAGCAAUAUGUCGAGGAAAUGUUGAAAAAGAAUAAUUUGUGGGAUGGCCAAAUGACACUCUUGCAAAAGGCCUUCCAAUCUGAUGUGCAUCUAGACAAAUUUAUUGAUUUUAUGAUCGAUCUUUGGCCUGAACCAACUGCAUCAAAGCUCAUUUAUUUGUUGAACAUUCUCACCAAUAACGAUUUUGUGAAAACAAAUAUUCGUAGAAGACACAUCAUCAGAAUUUGUAACUUUAUCAUGUAUGAAGAGAGUUUUGAGACUCUCAUGGAUGAAUUGAGAACAUCAAAACGGAAGCUGAGCAGCAAAGAAAAGAAAAAGCAAGGAGCACAGUACCUGUUCGAAAUCAGAUGUAUAGAGUUUUUGUCCACCUUUUGUCAAAAAAAGGGUCAAGAGUUAUACAUGAAAUCUCUGAUCAAGAUAUACAAACAAGUUCUUGAGAAUUGCGAAGAUGAAUAUUUAAAUUCAAUAAUUAUUCUGGACCUCAAAGAAAUGAAAGUGAACUCGAAAUCUGUUUUUGAGAUUGUUGAAGAAGUGUUUGAAAGAGAAAUGGUAUUGGAAGAAAUUUCAGGCUCGUUUUAUGAAUUCUGUAAAGCCACAGGUACAGAAGAAUUGGUAACUAAGCCCUACCUUCUUGGAAAAGACUCAAAAGAGGAAUAUAGAAAGAAGAGAAACCUCGAACAUGAACGAAGACUUCAUAUUUUGAGUAUUAUGCGUAAAGGAACUGAAAUGCCAGUUGGAAAGUAUCCAAAUAUGAAAAACAAAUUUACUAUCAAUCCCGAAAUUUUUACCCCAUCUGACAUGAAACACAAGUUACAAAACUCUCUUCCUAAUAUUGAGCCAAAGAAUCGUUGGCUAUCAUUGGAAAAGUUGCAUGGAGAUAAAUUUGAACAAGUUCAAAAACAAGAGUUGAUACGUUUUGCGACAUUAGUGAAUAGAUUCAGGAUAUUAUCUCUUAGACGUUCACGACCACUAUCCCAACAUCACAGAAUCCAUGACAUUGUACAAAUUAACGAUGUAAAGGAGUAUAUUCAAGAGACUUUGGAUGAACAUUGCGUAAAGGCUGAUUUUGUUGAAUUCAUUCAGCCUGAUAUUCAACCUUUCAUUGAUUACAUUCAGAAUGAUAACAGCUUGCGCAUGGAUGAUGCAUUAUUCUUCUUGGCCCAAUGUAAUACUGAAAAUAUUAUGAUUGUUGAGAAAAUCGCACAUCAAGCUUUUUCAAUGAAACCACUGUAUACCUAUCUUAUUGAUCAAGAUGGCUUUAUUUCGAGAAUUGAACAGCUAUUAUUUGACAAUGUUCUUGGAGUUAGCACAGAAACGGAAGUAGAGAAAGAGAUGAGAUUGCAAGUGGUCCAUGAUUGUAUUUGGCUCAUCCAGGAGAUGUUUUCGGCAAUGACCCGUCACUCAGAAAUUGCUCGAAUCAGGUACAUCCUUAAUGAGACGAAAUUGAUAGAAUCGAUGAUGUAUUGCUGGAUGAUUGGCAGGAAUGAGUUAAUGAUUAGUGAAGGAUUUGCUGAGUGCUUUAAAGUGAUGAUCAAAUGUAAUGAAGCUGUUCCAAUGGCUUUGGUGUUUAAAAAACAAUUCCUAGCACUCAUGAUUGAUAACUUAUCGUUAGCUAAAACCUUGCCUGACAGAGAAGAGAAUAAGUUAGAUUUCAGCACGCUUGCUCGAACUGUAUCCACCUUACUUUAUCAUGUUUCCAUACCAUCUGAAAUCGAUCAUACUACAGGACUAUUCCCAAAAAAGCAAAGAAAAUUGUUAACUGCGAUUGAAGAAUGUAAAAUUUUGUUGGAUCUCUUGGAACUGUUAGAACAAAAGAAGUACUUAAUUGAAGAACUAUUUUCUUGGAAACUUUCACAACAACGACAGUACUAUCAUGACUGGAUACCCUCAUUUGCUACCCUAUUUUCUCAAAUGGUGAGACAACCUUCGUUGAGAGAGUACUUUUAUAAGGACAACUUUAAAUACUCUGAAUUUAUUUUGAAAGAAAUAGUUUUUCCUUUAAGUGACACUUUGAGCGGAUUUGGUGCCAAAAACUUGCCCGAGGCAAACACACCUGUGUGUUAUGCGUUUAUCAAUUAUUUAUCUGUCAUUAACCAUUUAUUAUUUGAUCCAGAGCAGAGAGAGAAAUUUUUCUCAGAUCCGAUGAAUCGAACAUCGAAGAAAGGCCAAAAAUUAGAGCAUAUGUGCUUCUAUUGGAUGGUAGAAAUGCUGAAACUGUUUUCAAGUUCAAAAGCAGAGUUAACACAAGCACAACAAUUUAUAUGGGGUAGAACCGCUUUUUGUGUUUGUUCUAUGGUUUUGCAUGACUCAUUCCGAAAAUAUUUAGUGAAAGACACAUAUUUUGUGGAAAUAUUAAUGGACUUUUUAAAGUCGAGAACAACUAGAUUAUUUCGUGAUAUUAAAAACGCAUGCUGUAGAAUUUUACAAGCAAUCUUGAGAGAUGAGGAGGUCAAAAACAAGAUGGAUUUACAAGUCUUUUACGAUUUAAUUGGUUCACAAUUUGGAGAAGAAGCAGAGAAACUUGUGAAAUCUAAAUACCCACUCCUCAAGAUACCUUUAAAGGAGGCUAAACGUCCACUUCCUAAAUGUUUGUGUUGUGGAAAGGAAAGCACUCACAACAGUGAAACCUUAAAGAAAUGUGGAGCAUGUAGAGAAGCCACCUAUUGCAGUGUGGAAUGUCAACGAAAAGAUUGGCCAAGACAUAAAUUAGAAUGUGGAAAACAGCAACAUGAUUCUGCGGAAAUUGUGGCAACCACAGAACCCACAAGUACUUCUGGCAAAUCCACAAAGAGUAAAAAGAAGUAA
Molecule: messenger RNA, 2979 nt
Organism: Naegleria fowleri
Lineage: Eukaryota; Heterolobosea; Eutetramitea; Acrasida; Naegleriidae
Exons: 4
Coding region: 1-2979 (992 amino acids)
Biological process (GO): proteolysis
Molecular function (GO): cysteine-type endopeptidase activity
Source: RefSeq, a predicted model, not a curated record